Messenger RNA from Stegastes partitus (bicolor damselfish), 1155 nucleotides. RefSeq names its product 5-hydroxytryptamine receptor 1B-like. Gene Ontology annotation, biological process: chemical synaptic transmission; regulation of behavior; adenylate cyclase-activating adrenergic receptor signaling pathway. NCBI's taxonomy places the organism in Eukaryota, Metazoa, Chordata, Actinopteri, Pomacentridae. The record is from RefSeq and is a predicted model, not a curated record. The coding region runs from base 1 to 1155 and encodes 384 amino acids. The transcript has a single exon. Gene Ontology annotation, molecular function: G protein-coupled serotonin receptor activity. Gene Ontology annotation, cellular component: plasma membrane.
AUGGAGAAUGCCAGUCAGCUCAAACCAACGCCUGCCAUCUACGGAGAGCUGUUGAACAUCUCCACCAACGACACCCAUGCAAAUUUCACGUCGAAAGCGGAGGAGAAGGACACUAACUUGGCUUUCCAGGCGGGUCUCGCCGUGACCUUAGCCCUCAUAACUUUAGCCACGACGCUCUCCAACGCGUUCGUCAUCGCCACCAUCUACCAGUCCCGCAAAUUACACACGCCAGCAAACUUUCUGAUCGCCUCCCUGGCGGUCACCGACCUGCUGGUGUCCAUUUUGGUGAUGCCCAUCAGCGCGCUGUACACGGUGAGCCAGACGUGGACUCUGGGGCAGGUGGUGUGCGACAUCUGGCUCUCCUCGGAUAUAACGUGUUGCACCGCGUCCAUCCUCCACCUGUGCGUAAUUGCGCUGGACCGCUACUGGGCCAUCACGGACGCGGUGGAGUACUCCAAAAAGCGCACGCCGGGGCGCGCAGCCGGGAUGAUCGCCACCGCCUGGGUGAUCGCGAUCUCCAUCUCCCUGCCGCCGUUCUUCUGGCGCCAGGUGAAGGCGGAGGAGGUGACGACCUGCAACGUGAACACCGACCACAUUUUCUACACCAUCUACUCCACCUUCGGCGCGUUCUACAUCCCCACGCUGCUGCUCAUCGCCCUGUACGGGAGGAUCUACGUGGAAGCCCGAAAGCGCAUCCUGAAGCAGUCGCACAACAAGCCGGGCAAGAGACUCACCUCGGCGCACCUGAUCACCAACUCCCCGGGCUCGGUGGCGUCCACCACCUCCCUGAACUACGGGACGAACGACACCUCCUCCUCCUGUGACACUACCUCGUCCGCGAACGUGAGCCAAGUCAAAGUCACUGUGUCCGACGCGCUGCUGGAGAAGAAGCGCAUCUCCGCCGCCAGGGAGAGGAAGGCGACCAAAACUUUGGGAAUAAUCCUCGGAGCCUACAUCAUAUGCUGGCUCCCGUUUUUCAUUUACACUCUUCUAGUGCCUGUCUGCGAGUCCUGCUUCCACCCGGAGUUAUUUGACAUUUUCACCUGGCUCGGUUACCUCAACUCCCUCAUCAACCCCAUCAUCUACACCAUGUCCAACGAGGACUUUAAGCAGGCUUUCCACAAACUAAUACGGUUCAGAUGCUGCAGGGCAUAA